GCUCAAAGUCCUGCUUUUCCGACAACGCGAGAUGACAUGCUGGGUGAGGAAGUGAAGGAAAACGCGGUUCUCUCCUGCUAGAAGACGACACUCAAGGCCGACUUCCUCAUUGAGCCGUCAUCCUGGAUCUUUGCCCCGCAUUUUCCCUUGAAGAAUCCUCAAAAGUUGGGUUCUAGCCGUUACUCAACCACUCAAAUACGUCUGCUUAAUUACAAUCUGCCCUAGAUUAUAUGAACCCUGCGCCUCCGCGAGCACGCCAUCAUGGAUCCCUCCGAUUUGACCAAACCAUGCGCCGAAGAGCCUAAUGUUUCUUCUCCCACACAACGUCCUUCAUCCCUUCAUUCGUCUCAAAAAGAGCCACACCGCAUGUCUCCUCCCCCUGCAGAGCAAGGACCGGCCGCGACACCUAGUCAGGGCCAAUCCCAACCGUUCAAUGAAUGCACGCCCAUUGUGUCGAACACCGAUUCAUCUCGGCGAAAUUACCAAUCCACGGAAGGACUCAGGAACCGUGAAUCAGGGUCCGUGAACAGCCAUGCCGGGAUUUCGGAACGGCGAGUUGCUACAAACACCGAUCAGCAGCCCCCCCAGUCAGAUGCGGAGGAGCCGCACGCUUCCUGGUAUCGGCGUAUGGCCGAUAGAUACGGCAGUCUAGAGCUGGAGAACAAGGGGAGUGUUGCCCGAGAUCAUCUUGCUUUGGAGCGUACUUUUCUCGCCUGGCUAAGAACUUCGCUGGCGUUCGCAUCCAUUGGAAUCGCCGUAACGCAGCUGUUUCGUUUGAACAAUACUGGAAAUAGGACUGGGGUGGAUCCUUCGUCGCAAACUUCUAAUAUAGAUCCUGCCAGCCCCGCGAUAUCAUCUGCCUCUCAGCGGCUUCGCAGCAUAGGGAAGCCGCUAGGGACCACAUUCAUCGGCGUCGCAAUCCUCAUCCUCCUAGUCGGCUUCCACCGCUACUUCGAAAGUCAAUACUGGAUCAUCAGGGGCAAGUUCCCGGCCAGUCGUGGUAGCGUUGGCUUGAUCGCAAUAGUCGCUGCUUCCUUAAUAGUAGCCACCCUAGUAGUCAUUCUGGCAAUCUCACCGGGCGCCGUUGAAGCCUAGCAAGGACAUAAGUUUCGAAUUUGGCAUUUGGGCUUUGUUGGACGUCUUUUUUUUCAGUCGCCUUUACCUUCUUACUAAGGGAUACGAAACCGCAAGUUGGGCGCAUGAUAUUUUUUAUGGCAGUUUUCUUCCUUCCAUAGGGAAAAAGGCUUGGAUUAUAGCAUGCAUGCCGCCCAACAUUGGAGUGGCUAACCUUGUGCUUACUGCUCUUAUCCUUGCUCAGGGCAAUCACUUGCGUCUAAUCUCAUUAUCCAUGCGCAAGCAAGCAACCCGCUCAUUCAUGAUGUGCAUAUGAUUCGCAGGAGUGCGACGACGGUCUGAACCUUGAUGAGAUACCUGACGGGAGCAAAGUCAAUAAUGUACAUGUUUUUUCAAUUGAACAUUACCAAUAUUUGCGCGGCCCGGUUUGGGGCUCUUCUGAAACUCGCGCAUAUCGUAUGUGACACUACCGCU
Molecule: messenger RNA, 1548 nt
Organism: Aspergillus homomorphus CBS 101889
Lineage: Eukaryota; Fungi; Ascomycota; Eurotiomycetes; Eurotiales; Aspergillaceae
Exons: 2
Coding region: 262-1095 (277 amino acids)
Source: RefSeq, a predicted model, not a curated record